Indicator indicator is the source of this 1440-nucleotide messenger RNA. It is a transcript of the gene ETS2, whose product is annotated as ETS proto-oncogene 2, transcription factor. The record is from RefSeq and is a predicted model, not a curated record. Lineage: Eukaryota; Metazoa; Chordata; Aves; Piciformes; Indicatoridae. Bases 1 to 1440 code for a protein of 479 amino acids. The transcript has 9 exons. Gene Ontology annotation, cellular component: nucleus. Gene Ontology annotation, molecular function: sequence-specific DNA binding; DNA-binding transcription factor activity, RNA polymerase II-specific. Gene Ontology annotation, biological process: regulation of transcription by RNA polymerase II; cell differentiation.
AUGAGUGAUUUUGGGCUAAGGAACAUGGAUCAAGUAGCUCCUGUGUCUAACAUGUACAGAGGAAUGCUCAAGCGUCAACCAGCGUUUGACACCUUUGAUAGCUCAAACUCACUCUUUGCUGGGUAUUUUUUCUCACUAAAUGAAGAUCAAACGCUUCAAGAAGUGCCAACAGGAUUUGAUUCUACUUCUUACGAGUCCAACAACUGUGAAUUGCCUCUGUUAACCCCGUGCAGCAAGGCUGUGAUGAGUCAGGCCUUGAAAGAUACUUUCAGUGGUUUCACAAAGGAACAGUGUCGGCUGGGUAUCCCAAAUAAUCCUUGGCUGUGGACAGAGCAGCAAGUUUGCCAGUGGCUUUCAUGGGCUACCAAUGAAUUUAGCUUGGCAAAUGUGAAUUUUCAUCAGUUUCUGAUGAGCGGCCAGGACUUAUGCAACCUGGGCAAGGAGCGUUUCCUGGAACUGGCACCUGACUAUGUGGGUGAUAUUCUGUGGGAGCACCUGGAACAGAUGAUAAAAGAAAGCCAAGAGAAGACACAGGAUCAGUAUGUGGAAAACUCUCAUCUCACCUCAGUUCCUCAUUGGGUCAAUAAUAAUUCCUUAACUAUUAACGUAGAUCAGAACUCCUAUGGUAUGCAAAUGCCUGGAUAUCCUAAAACCCUCAGUUAUCCCAAACCCAGUCUCCUGACUGAUGUUUGUCAGACUUCCACAGGACCAAAUCUCCUCAAUCCAGAACAAGAGUUUUCAUUGUUUCCUAAAACCCAAGCAGAUGCUAUUGGUGUGAACUACUGUGCAGUAAAUCAAGAUUUCCCAAGAAGCAAUCUGAAUUUACUAAUAGAUAAUUCUGGUAAGCUUCGAGAACAUGAGUCUAAUGACAGUGGCACAGAAAGUUACGAGAGCUCAGAUUCAAUGUUGCAGUCCUGGAACAGCCAGUCCUCCUUGGUGGAUUUACAGAGAGUGCCAUCCUAUGAGAGUUUUGAAGAUGACUGUAGCCAGUCCUUGUGUCUGAGCAAACCUACAAUGUCUUUCAAAGACUAUAUUCAAGAACGAAGUGAUCCUGUAGAGCAAGGGAAACCAGUUAUACCAGCAGCGAUUCUGGCUGGCUUUACUGGCAGUGGGCCUAUACAGCUAUGGCAAUUCCUUCUGGAGUUACUGACUGACAAGUCCUGUCAGUCAUUCAUUAGUUGGACAGGAGAUGGAUGGGAAUUUAAACUUGCUGACCCAGAUGAGGUGGCACGGAGGUGGGGAAGAAGGAAAAACAAGCCAAAAAUGAACUAUGAGAAGCUGAGCCGAGGCCUACGCUACUAUUACGACAAGAACAUCAUCCACAAGACUUCAGGGAAACGCUAUGUGUAUCGCUUUGUGUGUGACCUGCAGAACCUGCUGGGGUACACAGCAGAGGAGCUGCACGCAAUGCUGGGGGUGCAGCCUGACACAGAGGACUGA